Messenger RNA from Camponotus floridanus (Florida carpenter ant), 744 nucleotides. RefSeq lists its product as uncharacterized. The record is from RefSeq and is a predicted model, not a curated record. Gene Ontology annotation, molecular function: olfactory receptor activity; odorant binding. Gene Ontology annotation, biological process: sensory perception of smell; detection of chemical stimulus involved in sensory perception of smell. NCBI's taxonomy places the organism in Eukaryota, Metazoa, Arthropoda, Insecta, Hymenoptera, Formicidae. The transcript has 5 exons. Gene Ontology annotation, cellular component: plasma membrane. The coding region runs from base 1 to 735 and encodes 244 amino acids.
AUGAAUAGCAAAGGACAAGGAGAAGAGGAAAUGGAGAUUGGAAAAAGUAUAGGACAACAUACGGAGCAACGAAUAUGUGAUAAUUUUCUGCGAGAAAUAGAAGACUUUCUUCGCACUUCCGAUGACAAUGAAAAAAUCAUCCUGCAGAAAUAUGCGGAUCGUUAUUUCUUCUUUUCUGUAUUUAUUAUAAUAUGCAACUGUUUAGCCGUUGUCGUCUUUUCUUGCGGUCCUCUUUUACUUUUGACGAAGUUUCCUAUUGAAGUAUGGUACCCAUUUCCUAUUGAAUCGCCGAUUGCGAUACAUAUCUUCUACACCAUACAAGUCUACUGUAUUAUAAAAACUGGACUUAAUUUUAUGCCGAACUUUAUAUUGGCCAUAUUAUUUUUAUAUUCAUCUGCAAGAUUAGAAAUGUUAUGUUUAAAAAUACAAAACGCAAAGAAUAAAAGGCAGAUAAAUUCAUGUAUUAAGAAACAUCAGAAAAUAAUUAAUGGAUAUCAAAGAGUAUAUAUUACUGCUUGGACAGCUGAUGACUUAAAAGAAAAUAGUAAGCAGAUUGGAAUGGAAAUAUAUAAUAUACCAUGGUUUAAAAAAUCACAAUAUAACGCUAAAGAUAUAUGUUUCAUGAUUCAAAGGAGCCAAAUACCAUUUAAAAUCAGCAUAAGAGGUCUUCUACCAACCUUAUCCCUUGAAUAUUUCGCUAAGAAUACUAAAACAGUGGAUAUAUUGAAUAUUUAAUGAUAACAA